AUGUCCCUACUGCGCUUCUGGACCCUGUGGGUCCUUCUCACGUGGCAAUCGUGGCUGCUGGUCCAGGCAGCUCCGCUUCCAAAGUGGGCCCGGGACCCGGUCCCGCUGACCUCUGAAUCCCCAGGACUGACCAAGCCCUGGCCUUCCCACUCCUCUGAUCUCCCACCCGAUUCGCCCCAUGCGCUUACACCCUUGGCAGACCCCUAGGGCUUUGAUUACCUGGGUCCCUCUGCUUCUUCCCAGAUGUUGGCCCCGCCUCAGCAGUUGACUGAGACUUUGGCUUUAUUGCUGGACACGCAUUCAGCUCAAGUGCUGCCUCCAGGGCCAGAUCAGUUUGCCGUUCCACAUCGGGAUCCGAAUGACAAGCUGACUCCACAACAAAGGCUCCCGGAGGUGGUUCCAGUGCCAGGUUGGAAUCAGACUCAAGUCCUAGCUCUGCCUCCUCAACUCAGAAGUAAGAUUCAAGCUGUAGCUCUAGAUCAGUCUGCAGAUCACCAGGCAUUUGAAAUACUUGUUCCACCUCUAGAUAGUCAGAGUUCAAAACCAACAAGGUUUAUUAUUUCAGCAAAGAACCUGAAGAAAGAUCUAGCUCAGCAUCCAUGGCUUGCUAAGGUGGUUGUUGGAACUUCAAAUCGAUUUGCAUCAAAAACUCAGCAUCAAAAACAAACUCUACAGGAUGAUGAUUAUCUAGAUCCAAGUAUGGAUAUAGUUUAUCCUGGUGGCCUACCUCUGGAAUUCCUGGAGAACUUAGAUGAGUCUCCAAGGCCCCCUGAACUUUCUCAAUUCCAUCUAAAGGAUGAAACUCAAAAUCCAGAGACCCCUGAGGAGAUGCAAUCUUCUUCACUCCAGCAAGAAGCCUCAGAACAAUCCCCUGAGGAGGUAGAACCUUCUUCAACCCAGCAGGAGGCCAUAGCUCAAGCUCCAGAGUCCCCUGUGGAGAGUAUAGCUCAAACUCCACCAAAUCAUGAGGUGACAGUUCGACCUCAUUGUUAUAACUUGCCCCAUGUUGCAGUUAAACCUCUGGAUGUGGAGGUUACCGUAACUUCAGAGCCUACCAAGCAGACUGAAUCUUCUGCAGUCCAGCUGAAGUCUCCAGCUCAGCCUUCAGAACAUCCUGAGGAGGUGGAACCCCCUCCAAUCCAGCAGGAACAACCAGCUCAGUCUCCAGAGCAUCAUGAAGUAACAGUUUCUCCUCCAGAUAACCAUCAAACUCAGCAUUCAGACUUGCCCCAUGCUGUUACAGCCCCAGAUCUGCAGCUCACCAUAGCAGGAGAGCCUACUACAGAGGUGGGAACUUCUCCAAUCCACCAAGAGGCUACAGCUCAGCUCUCAGGGCCAGUCAAUGAUGUGGAACCUUCAACCCAGCAGGAGGCCCCAACUCAGCCUUCGGAGCUCCCGAAUGAAGUUGCAGCUCAACCUCCAGAGCAUCAUGAGGUAACAGUUUCUCAAGUUCAGCCUCCAAUGUUACGCAAUGUCACUGUAAAACCUGUGGAUCAUGUGGUUACCACAACUCCAGAGUCCACUAAUGAAGUUGAAAUUCCAGCCCAACAGGAGGCCCCAGCUCAGUCUUCAGUGUCCCCUCAGCAGUUUAAACCUUUGAAAGGCCAAGAAGAGGUUAUGAUUCAGCAGCCAAACUUCCCUGAAAAGGAUGAACAGUCUCCAGUCCGUCAAGGGGUCCCAACUCAGCCUGAAGAGCUUCCUGAGGAUCCAUCUCCAAGCCAGCAGGAAAUCUCAGCAUUACCUCAAGAGCCCCCUGAGCCCCCAGCUGAGCCACCAGCAUCCCCUAAGGAGGUUGAACCAUCUGGGACUCAGCAGGAAGCCUUGGGCCAUCCUCCAAAGUCCACUGAAGAGGUCAUACCUUCUCCACCUCAGCAGGAGUUUCCAGCUCAGCCUUCAGAGUCCCCUAAGGAGGUUGUAGGUCAACCUUCAGUGAAGUAUGAGAUGACAGUUCCAUCACCACGUCAGGAUCAAGCCCAGUAUACAACAUUGCCCACUGUCGCAGUUCAACUUUUGGUCCUGUGGCUUACCAUAACUCCAGAACCCACUACAGAGGUUGAACUUUCUUCAAUCAUGCAGGAGACCCCAGCUCAGCUUCCAGAGCUGCCUAAGGAGAUUAUAGCUCCCGUUUAUUAUGAGACAACAGUUCCAACACCAAGUCAAGCUCAAGGUCGGCAUCCAACAUCACCCAGUGUCACAGUUCAACAUUCAGACUCGGAGUUUACCAUGAUUUCAGGCAUGUCCCUCUCCCCGUCUCCUUAG
Messenger RNA from Lemur catta (Ring-tailed lemur), 2259 nucleotides. RefSeq names its product leucine-rich repeat-containing protein 37B-like. The record is from RefSeq and is a predicted model, not a curated record. Lineage: Eukaryota; Metazoa; Chordata; Mammalia; Primates; Lemuridae.